GCAGCCUUCCCAGUUCCUGUCCGGGUUCCUGAUGGAACUUUUGGAGAGAGAGGAUUCAGCCCGGAGCGUGGUGUACACCUUCCCACACCUCACCAUACAAGAGUUUGUAGCCGCACUCGCACUAUUCCUGACUCCAGAUCGCGGGGAUAUCAAGACACUCCUCACUGAAGUCCAUGCCAAUGCAGACGGGCGAUUUGAAGUAUUUCUCCGUUUUGUCGCUGGUCUCCCCUCCCCACGGUCAGCUUGGAUCCUGAAGGAGUUUCUGGGUCCAUUCCCUCAUCAAACAAUCUGCCGAGUGAUUGACUGGGUGAAGGAAGAGGUUCAACGUCAGAUUAUAAAUGUUGGGAGUGAGUUUGGUAAACGGAGCCUCCUGAACACGCUGCACUACCUGUUUGAGGCUCAGAAUCCUGCACUGGCUAAGGAGACACUGGGAUCUGUGGAAACACUUUCAUUUAGUGGACUGGGACUGACCCCGAUUGACUGUGCGGUCCUGUCUCAUGUCAUCGGGCCCUGUGAUACAAUCAAACACCUCGAUCUGGGGAACUGCCGCAUUCAGUGUGAAGGUCUCAAGCGGCUGGGACCUGCUCUGCACAAGUGUCAGCACUUGGGACUAGGAAACAACGACCUGGGAGACUCCGGAGUGAAACUGGUGUCUGAGGCUCUGAGGAAGCCGGCAUGUAAAAUACAGAUACUGGAGCUGGGCGGUGUCGGCCUCACAGAUUCUGGAGCCGAGGUUCUCGUCUCCACUCUCAUUACAAAGCCCUCAUUGACGGAGCUGGAGCUGUCACACAACUCCCUCACAGACCGAUCUGUCCCCGCCCUCCGCCGCCUCAUACUGACCCUCCCAAAACUUGAGCGGAUCUGGCUGUGGAGGAAUAAGUUCAAACCGACCGGGAAGAAGGAACUGAGGUCGCUUAAGGAACCCAGACCCGGACUGAUUGUGGAACUGUGAACAUCUCGGGGUGCAAACGUAUUGUGCGCUCUUUUUCUCAAAUUUGAGGAAGGAAAUUGUUAUUGAGGGAGUGCAGCGUAGGUUCAUCAGGUUAAAUCCCUGGACGGCGGGACUGUCAUAUUCUGAUAGAAU
Messenger RNA from Amblyraja radiata (thorny skate), 1084 nucleotides. RefSeq names its product NACHT, LRR and PYD domains-containing protein 14-like. Gene Ontology annotation, cellular component: cytoplasm. The transcript has 4 exons. The record is from RefSeq and is a predicted model, not a curated record. Gene Ontology annotation, molecular function: protein binding. Lineage: Eukaryota; Metazoa; Chordata; Chondrichthyes; Rajiformes; Rajidae. Bases 32 to 952 code for a protein of 306 amino acids.